UCUGUCUGUCACUUUUAUAUCAUCUUUCGUUCCACAGCCUUCACUCAUCUCCAAGCCCCGAUCGACUCUCGCUCCCUCCUCCUCCUCCUCACCACCACCACCACCACCACCACCUUCUCCUCCUCAACACUCUCUCUUCCAAAUUCAUCUCUCUUUCGUCCAGAUCCGGAGCUCUUUCGCUAGUCGAAAAUGGCCGCCGCCGCUGCCACCCUAAGCGCCCCCGACGCCGAGAAGCUCUCCCAGCUCAAAUCGGCCGUCUCCGGCCUCGGCCAAAUCAGCGAGAGCGAGAAGAACGGAUUCAUCAACCUCGUGUCCCGCUAUCUCAGUGGCGAAGCUCAAUAUGUUGAAUGGAGCAAGAUCCAGACGCCCACUGACGAAAUUGUCGUCCCCUAUGAUAGCUUGGCGCCCACUCCCGAUCCUGCGACCACCAAGAGCCUUUUGGACAAACUUGUUGUGUUGAAGCUCAAUGGUGGUUUGGGAACUACGAUGGGUUGUACUGGUCCGAAAUCUGUCAUAGAAGUACGCGAUGGAUUGACUUUUCUUGACCUUAUAGUUAUCCAAAUCGAGAAUCUGAACACUAGAUAUGGGUCCAGUGUUCCCCUGCUUCUGAUGAACUCUUUUAACACCCAUGAUGAUACGUCGAAGAUUGUUGAAAAAUAUGCCAACUCAAAUAUCGAGAUUCAUACUUUUAAUCAGAGCCAGUAUCCCCGUUUGGUUGUUGAUGAUUUUACGCCUCUGCCUUGCAAAGGACAGACCGGAAAAGAUGGAUGGUAUCCACCUGGUCAUGGUGACGUAUUCGCAUCCUUAAUGAACAGUGGCAAACUUGAUGCUUUGCUCUCGCAGGGCAAGGAAUAUGUUUUUGUUGCCAACUCAGAUAACUUGGGUGCUAUUGUUGACCUGAAGAUCUUAAAUCAUUUGAUGACAAACAAGAACGAGUACUGUAUGGAGGUUACUCCAAAGACCUUAGCUGAUGUGAAGGGUGGUACCCUCAUUUCUUAUGAGGGAAAGGUUCAACUCUUGGAAAUUGCACAGGUCCCUGAUGAACAUGUCAAUGAGUUCAAAUCAAUUGAGAAGUUCAAGAUUUUCAAUACAAACAAUUUGUGGGUAAACUUAAAGGCAAUUAAAAGGCUUGUGGAAGCUGAAGCUCUUAAGAUGGAGAUCAUUCCUAAUCCAAAGGAAGUGGAUGGAAUUAAAGUUCUUCAAUUAGAAACUGCAGCUGGUGCAGCAAUCAAGUUCUUUGAUAAUGCUAUCGGCAUCAAUGUACCUCGGUCGAGAUUCCUCCCGGUGAAGGCGACUUCAGAUUUGCUUCUUGUUCAGUCAGAUCUAUAUACUCUGGAAGAUGGUUUUGUUAUCCGAAACAAGGCUAGAACAAAUCCCUCGAAUCCUUCAAUUGAAUUGGGCCCUGAGUUUAAGAAGGUUGGCAAUUUCUUGAGCAGAUUCAAGUCAAUUCCUAGCAUUAUCGAGCUCAUUAGCCUGAAGGUGUCUGGUGAUGUCUGGUUUGGUGCUGGCAUUACUCUCAAGGGAAAGGUGACCAUUGCCGCAAAACCCGGGGUUAAGUUGGAUAUUCCUGAUGGGGCAGUGCUGGAAAACAAGGAAAUCAGUGGCCCUGAGGACCUCUAAAGGCACUACUUGGUUUUCCAGAAUGAAAUAUAUUGCCAGUUGUAUCUGAUCUUGUCCUGGAGAUCCUGAAUUUGUUGGUGUAAUCUUUACAUAUUUGGGUAGGUAAAUAAGUGGGCAACUUGGUUUGAAGCAUGUCAACCCAAGCCUUGUGAAGGCGAGAAUUUAACAAUUUUGCUUGUUUGACAAGAGAGCGAGAUAUGCUGCUAAAUCGGUGAGUUCAUUCAAACCAACAGAGUCUUGUGCCGGUGUGCUCUGUCUUCCGUACAAGUUUUCUUGAAUGCCAAAUCCUGCGAGUCGGUCUAAUGUUA
Molecule: messenger RNA, 1928 nt
Organism: Syzygium oleosum
Lineage: Eukaryota; Viridiplantae; Streptophyta; Magnoliopsida; Myrtales; Myrtaceae
Product: UTP--glucose-1-phosphate uridylyltransferase
Exons: 21
Coding region: 190-1620 (476 amino acids)
Biological process (GO): UDP-alpha-D-glucose metabolic process; glycogen metabolic process
Cellular component (GO): cytoplasm
Molecular function (GO): UTP:glucose-1-phosphate uridylyltransferase activity
Source: RefSeq, a predicted model, not a curated record